This is a messenger RNA of Rhodamnia argentea, 2879 nucleotides long. RefSeq names its product histone-lysine N-methyltransferase, H3 lysine-9 specific SUVH4. The record is from RefSeq and is a predicted model, not a curated record. Bases 254 to 2527 code for a protein of 757 amino acids. The transcript has 18 exons. Gene Ontology annotation, cellular component: nucleus. Gene Ontology annotation, molecular function: histone methyltransferase activity; protein binding; zinc ion binding. Lineage: Eukaryota; Viridiplantae; Streptophyta; Magnoliopsida; Myrtales; Myrtaceae.
AAAAGAGGAAAAAGAGAGAGAGGAAAGUGAACAUCACGCAGUGCUCGAUCCUGCUCGCCAGAUCAACGCUGUACAUUUGCGCCAUUCCUCUCGAGAUUAGAGCUUAAAGAAGAGAGAAAAAGGAGGAGGAGGAGGAGGAGGAGGAGGAAGAAGAGGCAGCGAAGCGAAGAGCAAUCCCCUCUCUCUCUCUCCUCUUCUCUUCAUCGCGCCCUCCUCUGCCGUGAGCCUCUGCGAUUUCUCGGUGGUGGGAACGAUGGUGGUCCCGUCGCUUCAGUGCAUGGAUUCGCUGUCGAGCGACGAGCUGAAGGCUAACGGCUCGGAAGUUGUCGCCUCCAGCGCCGGCCGCGGCAAGAGCCCUAAGAGCGAGGGCAAGGAGGAGGGCCCCGGCGGCGGCAAGCGCGAGAAGGAGAAGGAAAAGGAGAAGGAGAAGGCGAAGAAGGGGGGCGAGCCGGAGUGCUGCUCGCCGAGGCCUCCGGGGACGCAGAGGAGGUGCAGCGCGAGGAUCCAGACGAAGCAGAGGGCCGAGAAGGAGCUCCUGGUGCGCCGGAGGGUGGAGCUUCUGGACAACGGCGACGGGGUAACGUCCACUGGCAAGAGGCGCAAUGUGGGAGGUAGGGGGAAGUCGGGAGGGGAGAGUGCGGGAAAGGAGGGUCCGGAGGUGGAGGAGAGUGAGGUGGAGGCCGUUGGGGGCGCGGAGAUUGUCGGCAUCAGCGUCGAGCCGGCGAGUGCGGGUUCGGGCGUGCAAAGGGAAAGCCAGGUUGCGGCCGGUGGAGAUAAUGUGGCCCCUAUGGUGGAGAAGAGUGACUUUGCUAAGGUCAAGGAGACUCUUAGGUUGUUCAACAAGCAUUAUCUUCACUUUGUUCAGGAAGAGGAGAAAAGAUGUAACAAAGAGAAAGCAGAAAACUCUAAAGGUUCACAGAAACCUAAAUCGAAAUCGAAAUCUAAGGAACAACAAAAAGGUUCAAAGCAAUCUAAAACUAACUCCAAGAAAGGAAAUUCAACAGGAGAUACCAAGAAAUUAGCCAUGAGGCCUGAUUUGAAGGCAAUAACCAAGAUGCUUGAGACCAAUGGUGUCUUACAUCCUAAGAAAAGGUUUGGUAAUAUACCAGGUAUUAAUGUUGGUCAUCAGUUCUAUUCACGAGCUGAAAUGGUCGUCGUUGGAUUUCAUAGUCAUUGGUUAAAUGGUAUCGACUAUAUGGGCCAAGCAUAUAGAAAGGAAUACAGUAAUUACACAUUCCCUGUUGCUGUGGCGAUUGUUCUAUCAGGCAUGUAUGAGGAUGAUCAGGAUAAUGCUGAUGAUGUUGUAUAUACUGGUCAAGGAGGGCACAAUCUAACUGGUGAUAAGCGUCAAAUUCGGGAUCAAGUAUUGGAGCGUGGUAAUUUGGCUCUAAAGAAUUGCAUUGACCAAAAUGUGCCUGUCAGAGUGAUACGUGGUCAUGAAUCCAGAACCAGCUACUGUGGCAAGGUUUAUACAUACGAUGGCCUGUAUAAGGUCGUUACGUACUGGGCGGAGAAGGGUAUAUCUGGAUAUACUGUCUUCAAAUUUCGAUUAAGGAGGAUGCCAGGGCAGCCCAUGUUGACUACCAAUCAGGUUCAGUUUGUUUAUGGUCGUGUUCCUAACUCUGUGUCAGAAAUACGUGGAUUGGUAUGCAAGGAUAUCACUGGGGGUGAAGAGGCUAUUCCUAUACCAGCUACAAAUUUAGUGGACGAUCCUCCUGUUCCACCUUCAGGUUUCACAUACAUCAAGACCAUCCAAGUUUCAAAGAAUAUAAUUCUUCCCGCAGCUUCCACAGGUUGUAAGUGUCGAGGGGGUUGCAUUGAUCCAAGGAUCUGUUUAUGUGCUACAUUAAAUGGUUCUGACUUUCCAUAUGUGCAGCGAGAUGGUGGCAGACUAAUAGAAGCUAAGGAUGUUGUCUACGAAUGUGGCCCAAACUGUGGCUGUGGACCUGAUUGUGUAAAUCGGGUGUCUCAGAGAGGCAUAAAAUAUCGUCUUGAGGUGUUCCGAGCUCCACGAAAGGGUUGGGCUGUUAGAUCAUGGGACUUUAUACCUUCCGGAGCACCGGUAUGCGAAUACAUUGGUAUUCUCAACAGGGCUGAAGAUAUGGACAAUGCCUCUGAGAAUAAUUUCAUUUUUGAUAUUGAUUGCUUGCAAACCAUGAGGGGUCUUGGUGGAAGGGAGAGGAGAUCACGAGAUGCAUCUUCUGAGACAGUUGAUCAUAUGGGCAAGCAUGAUGACCAGAAAUCCGAGAUCCCAGAGUACUGCAUUGAUGCUGGUUCAGUUGGAAAUAUUGCCAGGUUUAUCAAUCAUAGCUGUGAGCCUAAUCUGUUUGUCCAAUGUGUAUUAAGUUCCCACCAAGACAUUAAGCUGGCUAGGGUGGUGCUAUUUGCAGCUGACAAUAUACCACCAUUGCAGGAGCUCACGUAUGACUAUGGCUAUGCACUUGAUAGUGUUUUUGGCCCUGAUGGAAAGGUGAAAAGAAUGCCAUGCUACUGUGGUGCUGCCGAUUGUAGGAAGCGCUUGUUUUAAAAUGCUAAAAUAUUUCAAGCGCUUGUUUCACCUUCUGUGGUGCUCAUGCUUUUCUCGGCCAAGCAAAAUUUUGUGCUAACGUGCUAUUGCGUAAGCUUGUUUGUUCUUGUAAUCUUGUUUCUGCUGUAACAGGUUAGAUACAAUAGGUUAGGUUCUACGGAGAGGGAAAGGAAAUAGGUUCUGUUGUGAAAAUCAACGAAGCACAUGUUGUUUGUUGGGUUGUGGAAGUCGAUUUCUGUAGUUAGGAUUUGUAAUAUUCCUGUGUUACGACAUUUUGGGCUUUGAUUGCCCACCAUAUCUGCAAUUGAAAAUUCAGAGGUGAGGGGAAGCAACAAGAGUGCAUUUCCCCCGC